This is a messenger RNA of Bombus huntii, 4289 nucleotides long. RefSeq names its product facilitated trehalose transporter Tret1-2 homolog. The record is from RefSeq and is a predicted model, not a curated record. The coding region runs from base 1903 to 3483 and encodes 526 amino acids. NCBI's taxonomy places the organism in Eukaryota, Metazoa, Arthropoda, Insecta, Hymenoptera, Apidae. The transcript is spliced from 11 exons. Gene Ontology annotation, biological process: transmembrane transport. Gene Ontology annotation, cellular component: membrane. Gene Ontology annotation, molecular function: transmembrane transporter activity.
GGAAUGUUUCAUUCAGUUGAGCCAACGUGAUCCAAGGCAAACGAGACCCGGUGCGUGUCUAACGAAUCGUUUACUUAUCGUUCAUCGCAUUUCCGUUCCGUAUCGGUUUUCUACUACGUAUGCACGCACAGUGGAACUAUCGAAUUUGUUAAUUAUUUCUUGAAACCAGUUGAAUUUUCUUCUCUCGAUGGUGUCGAAUUAUCGUUCCAUUCCUCGUCUCAUAGUAAUUGGAAAAUUUCUACAAUUACGAUAAACGUUGCCCGGGAUACUACAAUAAUACAAUACUACUACGAAGAUGAGAAAGUAAAAGUACUAAAAGUUGCAGCGAUGGGUGUGUGAGAAUGAAAAAGAAAACUUUGCCUCUAACAAUAAGUGAUAAUAAUUGUUAUUUUGAAAACAUAAACGUUUAAAAUACAAAUCUAUUUUCUAUCAAAUGGCAAACAAAAUAUAUCAUUCUUGCGUAACAUUUCUUCAUAAGUAUAUAUCGGUAUAGCAUGUUCAAGGAAUGUAUAGAAUGAUCCCUAUUAUAUACGCUUACGUUCGUAAAGUGGUAAUAAGCGGCGGUUAAAAGAGACAGAGAUCCUUUCUAUGAUGGAAAUAUUUGAUUUCUUAACAGUAAAACUACGCUACAGCUUGACCAUUCGUAUUUUUUCAAUUUGCUUGCUUUCUAUCUUUCCUUGAGAAAGAAUUCAGUUAGACAUAUCAAUUAUACAUAGAUAUUUUUUUAAGAUUACGUGAUCUUAAGCAGCGUCGAUUUCGAUGAUAUUUGAAUAUCUCGCCUAGUAUUUGCAUUGUAUCGCAAAUGCGUGAAUAUACAUUUACAUGUAUGCAGUGUAUUUCUGCCUAUAGUUGCGCGUAUGUGACAGCGUAUGCGUUUUCUGUCUGCCGCUCCGCUUCUUCGCUUUGCAAGCGAGGAUCGGCCGAGCAUAAAACCACCGUGCACAACGAUACAAUGUAUAUGCGAGAUUGCGAGGAAUGUCUGUUGCAACUUGUAAUUCGACCAAAAACGAAUAUCAAUGUAUCGGGUUUGGCUUUUGGUUAAACUAUGCAAUGCGGUCGUCGCGAGGCGGCCGGUAACGCUUGCGCGAAAUAAUGACCGAUUAUACGAAUAGUAGGCGAAUAAAUAAUUGAUAAAUAUUGUAAUAAACGAUAAACAAAUGAUAUUACUUUACGAAAAGAAUAAUUGUUCUGAUUUUACGGAUGUGUUUCGGGCGUCGUGAGGGUGCCAAAUCGAAGACCACUUAUGACAGAUAUUUCUUACAUUUUCGCAUACGCGCUUUCUGCUCCAAGUCUUUAAGCUCGCUCGACUUCCGUUUAUGGACGGAAGAUAAGCGGCCGGCAACCAAUAGCGACGCAUACGCAGCCAUAGAUGCACAACUAUAGGUAGAAAUACACUGUAGCGAUAUGUGCAGUUUUUAGAGAACAUCUCGCAAACUAAGCUCGAUCAAGAGAUCGACGGUUGUAUAUGUAUAGGAAAAAGUUGUUUGAAAUGUUAAACUUUACGACGCAUUUACAAGUCAUCGAAAUCGGACAGGUUGAAACAAUUCUACAAGCUUAUCGGCAGCAUCUGAAUCGAUUACGAAAGGAAAGUCGUAGAAUUAUUUAAGUACCAGAGUCAAGAUGGGUUUCACAUUUCACAGCCACGGUGAUCAAAAAACUUGCAACUUAUUGCACCAACGAAACAGAUAUAUUUUAAUCCGUAACAAAGUCUUACGAAACUGUGGAAACUCUAAGUUAGUCAAACAUAUCGGAGACUAAGGAAAAUUAGAAGGCAAAUAAGAAGCAACAAAGCGCAAAGUUAUUAAAUCACGUGAUCGAAUUAUUAAUUAGCGAAGUGACUGAUCGUGAGAAUCGUCAAAGAUCGAUAUUAAACAGUUUGAAUUUGUUUAAACCUGCUUCGGUAUGGCGCCGCCAGAAGGGGAAGAACACCGUUCAAUGUUAGGAUACAAUGCAGCCAAUUACGAUGCAAAGAUAAUACAGAUUGGCAAUGUUUGCGAAGACAUUGAAAAUAAUAAUACUCGCGAUAAAGAUAGCACUUUGGACGAAAAAUGUGACAUAAUAUAUUACUCGUCAAAUUCCAAAGGUAUAUUCGCACAGUGCUUGGUAUCUGGUGCGGUAUUAUUGCUACUAACCGGUGGAGGAAUGCCAAUUGGUUACAGUGCAAUUCUGUUACCGCAAUUGGCUGAAGAAAAUGGUACGAUGUACGCUGAUCGGCAACUUGGAUCCUGGAUAGCUUCGGUUCAUAGUCUAGCAACGCCUGUCGGAUCUUUGGUGUCCGGCCCAUUGUUGGAUGAGAUCGGCAGGCGUGGAUCUCUACAAUUUGCAGCAGUACCGCUGUUCGUUGGAUGGUUCGUCAUAGGUUUUGCUAAAAACAUUUCCUGCCUUUUGAUAGGAAGAGUUGUACUAGGUUUUGGUGUCGGCCUAAUGGGAGUACCAGCUCAGGUGUUACUGGGUGAAACGGCUGAUUCGACGCUUCGUGGAUUUCUGACGGGAAGUACGCUCACCUUUUAUUGCCUCGGUAUCGUCAUCAUUUACGCGUUAGGAGCUUGUUUUACGUGGAACAUCGUGGCUCUUUGCGGGGCCGUUCUUCCCAUAACAGCACUGAUCGCGUUAAUCCUGAUUCCGGAAAGUCCUGCUUGGCUCGUAAGACGCAGGAAACCUGACAAGGCGAGAAAAGCCUUGCUGUGGUUGAGAGGAGGUAACGUGCAACAGGUUGAUGCCGAAAUGAGAAUAUUGGAAGCUCGAAUGAAAACGGAUUUAGCACGGACGGCUACGACCACGACGUCACGGCUCGGACAAAUUUCUUCCGUCGUUUCUACGCUGCUCGAUCCUAGUGUUUUGAAACCACUAACGAUCAUCAAUAUCUUUAAUAUUCUUCAGUUAAUAAGUGGGACAUUUGUCAUCGUUUUCUAUGCAGUAAACCUCGUCGAAGAUAUCGGUGGUAACAGGAUAAAUAACUAUUUGGCAGCGGUAAUUACGGCCAUUACUAGAGUCUUGUUUAGUUCAAUAGCGAGUGUUUUAUUGUUGAAAAUAAAUAGGAGAUAUCUAGGAAUGUUUUCUGCCGUGGGCACGGCUUUCGCUUCCUUAGUCCUCGCAGGAUAUUUAUUGAUUCAGGAAGAAUCUUCUAUCGACGUUUACGUUGUUGGUAUUCUUCUGUUGGCCUACGUGGCAGUCAGCUCCAUGGGACUGAUGACAUUUCCAGGGUUAAUGGUUGCCGAGUUACUUCCUCAAAGGGCUCGAGGAAUCGGCGGUGGUUGCAAUUUCUUCUUUUUCAACUUAUUCAUCUUUAUAGUUACAAAAUCUUUCCCCGCGGUAAGAGACGCAGUAGGCAUUACUGGAAUUUUUGCAAUUUUUGGCAUUUCCGCCCUUUUGGAGGCAAUAUUCGUUUACGUUGCUUUACCGGAAACGAAAAAUCGCACGCUUCAAGAAAUCGAGGAUUACUUUCAGCAAGAUAACUUACUUUGGAUUACUCGUUCGAGAUAAAGGACAAGUGACGAGCCAUAAAGUCACGUGUGAAAGCCAUAAAGUGACGUCCUACAUAAAGAUUCGUACUUUAAAAUGUACAAGCGUAAGAUUUAUAUAGAAUAUGGGUAAUUAUAAUCGAAGAGUACGUCGAAGAGAACGCAAAAACUGAAUCGUUUCUCGCGAUUUCUGCGUAGAAUUAUUUCGGCAAUUAUUUAUUUGUUCAAACCGAUUCUCAAACAUUUAUCGAUACACGGACCCUUCUGCCUCUCCGAUGUUUCUUAAAGUAAUUACAAAAUAGUUUUCCGAAAGUUCGACAAAUUACAAGAAUAGAACAAAAAAUCAACGUUUAACUGCGCGUUUAACUUUACGCUUUAACUAACCGAAUAACUCGGCCAUACAGCUCGCUCCAAAGUUCCGGUCCAAAGUUCCGCAAGCGAAUCCUCGUUCUCGGAUAUUUAAUAUGGAAUAUCGCCGAGAACCGAUCGUCUUCUUCCUAUUCCGCCGCGGUUCCAGUUGUGACUCUGGCAUUCGACCAGUUGUGACUGUCGAAUACUCGUGUCUUUCCAUAUCGUGACUGCCACAUGGCCGCAAUAGCGUACAUCAAAAAUCUCCUCGAGCAACGAACAUGCUCGAUAGUUGAUCAACGAGUAUACACGAUCUCUUAUAUUUCCUAACAGCAUCCUACAAAGGAUUCAAAAAAUUUCCGACAAUUGGAACGUAUGUAGUAUGUAUUGGAAAGUUGUUUCCUCCUGAAACCUAUAUUUAUCGUAUUAUGAUAUUUAUGUAUAUACGUGUAAAUAAAUAUUCGCUUUAUUCAAUGAAAA